This is a messenger RNA of Ustilaginoidea virens, 1260 nucleotides long. RefSeq lists its product as uncharacterized. Lineage: Eukaryota; Fungi; Ascomycota; Sordariomycetes; Hypocreales; Clavicipitaceae. The transcript has 2 exons. Gene Ontology annotation, molecular function: protein binding. The coding region runs from base 1 to 1260 and encodes 419 amino acids. The record is from RefSeq and is a predicted model, not a curated record.
AUGUGCAGCUUAUCGCCCAUCUCUUCUGUCAAACAGUUGCAGUUGGACCUACCGCCAAGCUGCGUGCAGGUUUGCCCGUUUGAUCCGUCGUAUUUCAUUGUGGGCACGUAUAACCUAGAGAAUAGCGUUGCUCAAGCCAUUGCUGGCGCAGACGAGGAGCUCGAGGCUACCGAGACUGCGACGAAAAAGAAGCAGGAUCGGAAUGGGACUCUGGUCCUGUUUCGGUUGGAUGAUGAUGACAAGGUGGUUAAAGUUCAAACAGAGUCGCAGCCCUCGGCUGUCUUGGACCUCAAGUUUCAUGGCAACAAAAUAGGUGGCAAAAGCAUUGUCGCUGUCGUCUCCAGCACUGGCUCCCUGGCCAUCUUCGCCCUCAACCCCGAGCGUCAUCCUCUGCUACAACAUCUGGCCACGAGCCGAUGCGACGACAUAGGCGAGGACGUACUGUUUCUACAAUGCAACUGGCACCCUGCUGCCAAACGUACGAUUGCAGUCACAACAUCUAGUGGACUGGCACGACUGUUGUAUCUAGACGAGAAUUGGUGCAUUACGGAGUGGACAGACCUAGGAAUCCAAAACACCCUGGAAGCUUGGUCCGUGGCUUUCUCCGAUUCAACCAACAGCAAAGGGGAAGCAAACCAGCCGACAACUGUUUACUGUGGUGGUGAUGACUCCAUCAUGAGAUACACGUCGUGGUCUUGUAGCCAUGGUCAUGGCGCCCAAACAUCUGAUGCAGUCCACCCCGUUGCUAGCAUCAGAGGCUGCCAUGAUGCCGGCGUAACCGCAAUCCUUCCUCUCCCGCGCUGGGCGGCUGGCGGGGGCCGGGUCGUCUUGACCGGAAGUUACGACGAUCACCUACGUGUCUUGGCGAUACACGACUUGCACGAGAGUCACGGGGCGAAGAAGGCGCAGUUACUUGGAGACAUCAAUCUCGGCGGCGGCGUAUGGAGGCUCGACUUGAUUGACAUGCAUCCCAGGGGAUCACACACCGCGGGGGUUGCUGUACGCGUGCUGGCGUCUUGUAUGCAUGCCGGUGUUAGAAUAGUUGGGAUACAUACGGACGAUGGGCAAACGUGGACAUGUGAGCUUCUGGCCAGGUUUGAAGAGCACAAGAGCAUGAACUACGCCGCAGACUUUGUCCGUAAACGGGACGGCAAAGGGCUGGCAUGCAUCUCCACGAGUUUCUACGACAGAUUGCUAUGCUUAUGGGAAUAUCCGUCCAGUCCAUGUGGAGGCUCGCAGGUUAGGUUGCCGCAGGAAUGA